Messenger RNA from Sebastes umbrosus (honeycomb rockfish), 7114 nucleotides. It is a transcript of the gene snrka, whose product is annotated as SNF related kinase a. The record is from RefSeq and is a predicted model, not a curated record. Gene Ontology annotation, molecular function: protein serine/threonine kinase activity; ATP binding; tau-protein kinase activity. Gene Ontology annotation, cellular component: cytoplasm. The transcript is spliced from 8 exons. Bases 365 to 2989 code for a protein of 874 amino acids. Gene Ontology annotation, biological process: microtubule cytoskeleton organization; protein phosphorylation; intracellular signal transduction. NCBI's taxonomy places the organism in Eukaryota, Metazoa, Chordata, Actinopteri, Perciformes, Sebastidae.
ACCCACACAUCACUACUCCGACCAGGGCUGCCGUUGCCAACGAUGCAAUGCUUCGUUUUACAGAUGAACCCCGGGCAUAGGCACCUUCCGAGUGCCGCGGUCAACCUCCAAGAGGCGGUACCCUCCUCGUCUUCUUGGAUAAUUUACGACAAGCUUCAGUAGAGAGCACCUGAAGGACCCAAGCUACCCGGUAGAGACCGGACUCUGGGCUUUAUGUGUACCGCAGCGACGCUGGAGAGGAAGCUGGAGCCAUGGGUUUCUCCUUCAGCCUUCGAUGAACUGAAUUAAGCUGGACCUGCGCAAAUCAGCCAAGCUGCCCCUGCCUACAGUGGGGGCUCCCCUCACCCCAUCGCCCUCUCCAGCUAUGGCAGGCUUCAAGCGGGGCUACGAUGGCAAGAUUGCCGGCCUGUAUGACCUGGACAAGACGCUGGGUCGUGGCCACUUUGCCGUGGUCAAGCUGGCGCGUCACGUCUUCACCGGGGAGAAAGUGGCGGUGAAGGUGAUCGACAAGACUAAGCUGGACACCGUGGCCACGGGCCACCUUUUCCAGGAAGUGCGCUGCAUGAAGCUGGUCCAGCACCCCAACAUUGUGCGUCUGUAUGAAGUGAUAGAUACUCAGACCAAGCUCUACCUCAUCUUGGAGCUGGGCGAUGGAGGGGAUAUGUUUGACUACAUCAUGAAACAUGAGGAGGGUCUGAAUGAAGAGCUUGCUAAGAAGUAUUUUGCCCAGAUUGUCCAUGCUAUCUCCUACUGCCAUCGGCUGCAUGUGGUGCACAGGGACCUCAAGCCAGAGAAUGUGGUGUUCUUCGAGAAACAAGGGCUGGUCAAGCUCACUGACUUUGGAUUCAGUAACAAGUUUCAGCCGGGAAAGAAGCUGACAACCAGUUGCGGAUCUCUGGCAUACUCUGCACCGGAAAUACUGCUGGGUGAUGAGUACGAUGCUCCAGCUGUAGAUAUUUGGAGUCUCGGUGUGAUUCUCUUCAUGUUGGUAUGUGGCCAGCCACCCUUCCAGGAAGCCAACGACAGCGAGACCCUCACCAUGAUCAUGGACUGUAAAUACACUGUACCGACCCACGUCUCCAGCGCCUGCAAAGAUCUUAUAGACCGUAUGCUUCAGAGGGAUCCCAAGCGACGGGCCUCCCUGGAGGAGAUUGAGAGCCAUGCCUGGCUGCAGGGGGUCGACCCGUCCCCAGCCACCAAGUACAACACUCCCCUGGUGUCCCACAAGAACCUGUCGGACGAGGAACACAACAGCAUCAUCCAGCGCAUGGUGCUAGGAGACAUCGCCGACCGAGAGGCCAUAGUGGAAGCCCUGGAGACCAACAAAUACAACCAUAUCACAGCCACGUACUACCUGCUAGCAGAGAGGAUCCUGAGGGAGAAGCAGGAGAAGGAGGUCCAGACCCGCUCCUCCAGCCCCAGCAACAUCAAUAAGGCACAGUUCAGGCAGUCGUGGCCCACCAGAGUGGACAUGCACCAGGACAUAGAGGACAGCUUGGCAGCUUCCUCCAUCUCCCAUGCUGGAGGGCCACAGUCCCCGGCCCGCAGCGCAGAGAACCUGCUCAACGGACAUCGCUCCAAAGGCCUGAUGGAGCUGGGCCGACGCGAGGAAACCGUGACCGACUCUGCAGGACCGCCUGCACAGGGAGCCUCUGCUGCUGCCUCGGGCUCCGCUCCUGGGUCUGGUUCUGGGACCAACAGGGCCUCCACACCAUCCACCUCAGCAGCAGCCAAGCAGCGGACCUGCCUGUUCAGGGUGGAGGAGGAUGAAGAGGAGGAAGAAGAGCACGACCCGUCCCCCUUCCCGAGCCAGGUGAUCCUGAGGCGUAAGCCUCCCUCCAUCACCAACCGCCUCACCUCCAGGAAGAGCGCCCCGGUGCUCAACCAGAUCUUCGAGGAGGAGGGGGAGUCGGACGACGACUUCGACAUGGACGAGGGCCUGCCUCCCAAACUCAGCCGCCUCAAGAUGAACAUGGCCGGGAACGCCGCCAACGUGAGCUCCGGGGCCGCCGCCUCCUCCUCGUCCCCGGGCUCCACGCAGAAGCGCUACCACCGGCGCAAGAGCCAGGGGAGGGGGUCGUCGUGUUCGAGCUCCGAGACGAGCGACGACGACUCGGAGAGCCACCGGAGGCGUCUGGAUAAAGACUCGGGCUUCGGUUACGGCUGGAACAGGAGGGACAGCAGCGAGGGCCCGCCCGGCAGCUCGGGAGGCAACGGAGGAGGCAGCGGCUCGGGGCCGAGUAAACCUCCCGGAGAGGGAGGGGGAACCUCUGGUCCAGACAGGGGGAGUCCUCCUGGAGGGGGUGGUAACGGGGGAGGAGGAGGGGGUGGUGGCGGUGGAGGGGGAAGUGGGGGAGGAGGGAGGAGUAAAGGACAAGACAGCCCCUCCAGUUGUUGUAACAACAGUAGCACUACUAACCCGUCCCUCACCUCUCUGUCCCGCUCGUCCCGCACGGCGAGCCGCAGCACUGAGCUGGUGGAGAGCCUGAAGCUGAUGAGUCUGUGCCUCAGCUCCCAGCUGCAGCACCACCGCGGGGGGCGGGGGGGACGAGGGAGUGGAGGUGGAGGUGGUGGAGGAGGAGUAGGGGGAGGAGGAGGAGGAGGGGGAGGAGGGGGGAAGUUCAUCAUAGACCCUCGCAGCCUUUCAGGAGGGAGCGUGAAAGUCCAGGAGAAAUCUGCCUGGAGGAUGUGCAUCGGUUCCAACGGGAGCCUGGACACCAUCACCCUCCCCACCACCGCCCUGCCUCGCAGCCACGCCCCGCACCACCACCACAACCACCACCACCACCACCACCGUAAAACAGCGCCACAUGCCCACUCGGGGCCAGGCGUCAGGGACGCUCACAGCAACCUGAGCGCUCUGAAAAACGGCGUGCUUCAACUACCUCUGUGUGAGAAGACCAUCUCUGUCAACAUCCAGCGGGGCGGAGGCUCCAGGGACGGCCUGCUCUGUACCUCGGCUCCGGCCAGCUGCUGCCAGGUCAUCUGAAGCUCCUCCCUCCGCCCGCGCUCACCUCUCAGUCCCUCUGCACAUCCCAUUACUUACUGUGUUCAGCACAUAGCUGAGCUCACAUCACCUCCCCAUCAACACAACCCGCCUUCUGCUGUUGUCUCCACUUCCCUGUCACCGAGGUGCAUGUUGGUAACCCUUGUUUUUAACAUUUAUUAGCGUCUUUAGUACCUUUUUCUUUUUCAUCCUGGUUUUAUGUCCCCCAACUGGCCUCCAGAUUAGUGCAACUAUUAUUUUUAACAGUAUGCUGUUUUUUUUUUAGAACAAAUUGAAAUGAGGAAAGUUUGAUAGUAACUGGAUAUUGGAGGGAAAACAUAAUAGUAGAAGUACACUUCUUUUAGCUGUACUAUAAAGGGAACUUUUGUUUUAACGUUAUGAGCAUAAAGUCAAUAUUUGGAAGGAAAGGUCAAUAUUAGGAGUAGCAAUUUUAGGAGACAAAAGUCGUAAUAAUUUAGGAAUAAAGUCAUAAUUUUACAGAACAUUUUUAAUAUUUAGAGACGGUCAUAAUUUUACAACAAAAAAAGUCUCAUUUUGAGGUUAAAGGCCUUUACACACUUAACAUCGAACGGCAGCUGGAGAAUCGCAGAAUGGCACUGAAGGCUUUUCUAGACAGUAAAGAUGUUUUCGUUCUUCUCCCGACUGGCUUCAGCAAGAGUUUGAUUGGCAGAUGGUUCAUCCAAUCACCUGACAAGUAGUUUUUGAAAGUGCCUGCCCUCUUCCAAACAGUUUCCAAUGACAGCUUCUCAGACGGUUCUGUGUAACAAACCAUCUGGUGGGUUGGGUUAUUUACGCACCGCCACUGUUUUUUUUGUGUGAUUAAUUCUCUGGUCAAUAUAUUUUACUUUAACACCCAAUGCGAAUAUUUGGUGCUGAAAAAGGCCUCACACUGAGGUCAAUUUUCUGAGCUUUUGCACCGCGAAUAAAGGCGUCAACCAAUCACAUCAUGUGAAACGGACACAUUCAAUACGUAAACUAAAUAGUACAACAACACAAAUGCUCCGUAGUCUGAACAAAGAUACCAAACUUUAUUACUCCUUUCACCACUCCUUCCUUUCUUACCUUUCACAUUAAAAGCACUAGACAUAUAAUAUUCUUCACGCGCCCCCACCCCCCACCCCCACCGGUGUGUAAAGGCCUUAAGUUGUAAUGAUUUAAGAUAAAGUGGUGAUUUUCUUGAAAAGUUCUGACUUUAUUCCAUUAAUGAAACUUUUGUUUUCUUAUAUUUCUCACAUUUAAAAUUUUCAACUUUAUCCUCAAAACACUGCAAUGUUCUUUUUACACUUUUAUUCUUAAAUUUAUAAUUUUUUUUCUUUUAACAGCAGCCCUUAUACUCUGUGGUACUUGUAGUAGUUCAACAGAACUAUUAAAAUAGUUUCCGUGUUGUACUGUAGCCGGCAGAAACACUCCCCCCCCCCCACCUCUCGCUCCCUCUGAAUGUUGGCAAGCAGCUGGAUUAUAAAGUGGAUUGCAUUUCCAUGAAUCCACACAGGAAGAGAACAGGUUUUAAUUUUGACUCCAGUCUGGACUCCAUAUUGCACUCAGACAAUCUGUUUUAUGUUGUUUUUAAAAAUGAUUUCUACUCGAAUGAAUUGAGCGUAUCUGUUAAAAACCCCUUUACAUUCGGGCGGCAGCACACUUUUACUUUGAAAAACCACCAGGUUUCCUCUUUGCUGUCUCUUUUAUUAAAGUGUGUGUGCACUCCUCUGUAGCAAGAUAAUGCUCAUCACCUCAACACGUUUUGGAAAUGUUACUGCUGACCAUAUAUUUAAAAUGAGGUGUUGUUAUUAUUUUUUUAAUUCAUAUUUCAGUGUGUUGCUGUAGUAGCUGGUAGAGAACAUUAGUGUGUGUCUGGCUCUCACUACCGAUAUCCCAGUAGUGUGUUCUGAUUUGACCUCUGCUGGCUUCUUUCAGUCCCACCUGCACCCACAGGUCACCCAAAGCUUACUGUACAUGUGGGUGCAGUGCGUUCACUCCUGUAUGGAGUAUGUAUAUACAGUAUGUUGAAAAGUAAAGUUUAUUUUUAAAACUUGUACAUUUGUUUUUUUGGAGCGAUCUGCUGUUCGAAAACGUGGACAGAGGCCUGUGUGACGUCUCCUUGGUUAGAAUAAGUGUGUGUUUGCAGCAGGAGCUCAACUGUGCAGGAGAAAGAGCUCACGACUUCCAGCUUUAAUAUAUACAUAGACGCCGCAUUGGACGGCGAUAUGUCAACGUGGGCGCCAUAUUGGGCCAGGCGAGACUGGCCUGUAAACAAAUACAAGUGAACGGGGGAACUACUGUUUUUCUGUAUAAAAAGCACUAUAACAUCUACAUUCUCCAACCGAUUUCAACGAAUAAUUUUAUAUUACAGGGUUUAUGAUCUACGAGAAGUAAAAAUAUAUAAAGUUUUGUCUCCAGUUAAUUAAAAUCUGGAUAGUUAAGCUAUAAUCGCUGCUAGACGCUCAGGAGACGAGUGUACCGGAGGCUGACAUGAACCGAAUUACUGAUAAAUAAUAAAGAAUUAUUAAAACUCACAUUUUUCAAGUAUGGCUUUGGUUUAUUUUCCUUGUUUAAAGCUAAUACUUGUAGAGAGGUUCCUGUAUAGUAUAGUAUAGUAUAGUAUAAUAUAAUAUAAUAUAAUUUACUAUAAUAUAAUAUACUAUGAUAUACAACAAAACGUCUUCCUCCGGUUAGCAAUCAUGCUUUCAAUCUAACACUGCUACUGCAAUUACUAUUAUGUACUUACUAACAAGAGCAAUCAGAAUAACAAAUAGUAGUACAUACAUAAAAAAUGGUAACAAUACAUAUUAGUAUAAUAAUAUUAGUUAUGAUCUGAAUUUACUGAAAUAACGGUGAUAAUACAGCAAUUAUAAAAAACUAAAUAAUUAACGUAAUCGUUAACCAAGACAUACCAUCAGUUUUAUUGUUUGCAAUAUUAGACACAUCGUUUUUAAUAAGUAUCGUACAUUUCAUGUUUUAAACACGAUAUCAUGUUAGAUAUGAACAUCAAUAAGCUAACAUUAACUUAUAUCGAUUACAAUAACGAGCGUUAGCUAGCUCUUAUUUGACGUUACGGAAGCAAACGUGUUGUAAAGAUGUGAAAAAUGCUUAAAGGAAAAUUGUGAUAUGAUAGAACUAGUUUUUAAUAAUGACCUAAUAAUUGAUUGAAUCAUAUCGAAGGACAGACCGCUGAUCCAUGAACCGGUAGCAGCGACGUUAACGUAUUUAACAGGUUUUUCACCAAAAUCUUUGGGAAAAGAAGUUAAUGGUAACUUAACGUUACUCCUCGUAGAUCAUAAUCGUAAAUCAGUUGAUAAAUGAACAGGUUAUGGUGUUUUUUAUACAGAAAAAACAGCAGCUCUCCCGUUCACGUUGUAUUUGUUUACAGGCCAGUCUUGUCCGGUCCGAUACGGCGCCCACGUUGAUGUACGAUCCAGCAGUCGAUGCAGCGUCUCUGUAUAUAUAUCUCUAUGGAGCUGACCAAGAGACGAACAGAUGAAAGACAGGAAAUGGGGAAAUUCUCUAAGGGCAUUGGCAAUAAGCUAUACGGUGUGUUGCAGCUAUCUGUACAGAAACAUUUUUAUUAGUUUCACUCUUUUUUUAUUCCAAACUUGAGCAGCCUCACAUUGGACUGAACAGGAGAAAAAAAAAAAAAAGGAAAGCUAUGUUUGAAAUCUUUCUUUCUGUCUUUGGUUGAUGUCUGACUUUUCUUUUUAAAAACCAAAUGUAAAUAGAGUUUGUAAAUACGGUGCUCUUUCUCUUUAUCUAGAACAGCGGAGUGAACCCUUUGGUGCAUAGCUGUACAGUAAUCUAGCCUUAUGAUAAAUAGUAAUACUGUAUGGGUGUCUCAGCUAAAGCCUCUUCAUACUGUCAGGUCUGUUCGACUGUCGUCUUACUCGGCUGUAUCCAGGUGAAUGACGUGCAUGUGUUUCAGUGUUUGACAUUCAGUGACGCAGAGUGAGAGAGAGUCGGCCACAGAAAUGUUACUGGACCAAAAAGCAGCAGAAAAAAAAAGAGUUGGAACUGACAGAAAUAUUCAGUGUAUUAUUCUGUAGUUGAUACCUGUCGUCAGAAGUUACAUAUAGCUAUGGUAAUAUCCAAAAAUAAAAUGUGGAAUACUGUCUCAUA